CUCUCAUGAUAUCAUGGUGGUCUCGCCGAGCACGUAGCAAGCUCACGAACACGUAUAUAGGGUCCUGUGCUGAAGUCGGCUUGCUCACAUUGAAGUUGUGCAUCGAGGCGUAGCCCCUCUGCUGUGACCAUUGCAUUCGUGCAUCGUACACGAGACCUGUUGACGUUUGCAACACGCUACUCGUUCACGACAUAAACAUGAAGACGAUAGCCGCGUGCAUCGCCGCGAUCGUUGUUUUGGGAGUGCUUGCGGAGAUGAGCGGCGCCACGAUGACAACGGACCCGGAAUGCCACAGACUGCGAACUAAAGUGGAAAAAGUGCGCCCGUACUGCGUCUACCUGUGCCACAUGCCCGAAGGUUACAUCAAAAUGGGCUUGGAGGAAGACGGCACACCCUGCAGGUUCUUCGUGCACGAAGGCGUGUGCCAGAACGGUCUCUGCCUGUUGGACAAACCCAGAAAGGAUCGCCCGGCGAAAGGCGACGGUGACAAGGAAGGCGGCGCCGUGACGCCCAAGGCCGACGAGAGCAACGAGUGAUUCACGCGAGAUGCGAACAGCGUAACGGCACGCAGGCUUUGGCAGCAACUGACGUUUUCUUAUUUCUUUGUUGUCUUUCUUUACUUAGCUGAGACCAGUGAAAGCGAGAAGGUCUGUUAGACGUCAUGCAUAUGAAUUGCGCGGAUCAAGUCUGUGAUAUACAUCUACAAAUUACGAGAACCACGCUGAACUUGUUAUAGCCGUUGCCUCUAUAUACGGCACGAGUGGGUCUGUUUGUUAUUAUAUACCUGGAUGUUUACAAAAUAGGCCUCACUGGAAAAAAACCGUGUUCCCUUGGCUUCGCGCGCCAUGUGCAGAAAGGAUUAUUUUGUGUGUGUGGAGAAAAAGCUAUGGAAGUAUCAGAUGCGCCGUGGAACAGUCUUGGUAAUACGAUUGUUGAGCGUUGCUUGUUUUUUUAUUACAUUAUAAAUCCGCCCAACAAGUUCGCAAAUGAACGAGAGAAGAAAACGUUGAAAUAAAUCAAAAUCAAGACGACAUCUUUUUCAAUGUCUUUGCGUUGCUUUGCUUUGGUUGGAUGUUGAUCACAGGUUCAAGCGAGCUUACAUUGCUUUUAAGCACUUUUAAUUGCCCGUGCUUACGUUGGGCAAAAAAAUAAAAUCGAGGUAUCACAGGAACAAACAAAAAUUAUUCCCAAUGCCCAACUUCAUACUUUUGAUGUGACGCACCAUGUUUUUGUUACGAUUCGAAUAAACAUUGCAACGAAACUGCAUUUUCGAUUG
Rhipicephalus sanguineus (brown dog tick) is the source of this 1276-nucleotide messenger RNA. RefSeq lists its product as uncharacterized. The record is from RefSeq and is a predicted model, not a curated record. The coding region runs from base 198 to 536 and encodes 112 amino acids. The transcript is spliced from 4 exons. NCBI's taxonomy places the organism in Eukaryota, Metazoa, Arthropoda, Arachnida, Ixodida, Ixodidae.